CACAGAGGGACGGGAUGCAGCUAGCAGUUUCACGGUAACGGUUUUAUUUACCGCCGCAUUCACUCCGGUGACGAUGGCGUGAGGUAACGACACACCGCGGAGGUCAGAAUCGGCUCAAGCUAACGGAAACCGGUGUCGUCGUGUGGCGGGAAGCCCCGCUCUGCGUGGGGUUGUUGUUUAGGUUAGCUACCGAAGCUAGCUAGCAGCCUGCCUCUGUUAGCGGCUGGCGGAGAGUUCGCCCCGGAGGAGACGCUGCCGCCGCCCGGCCAGCGGCACCGUACAUCCCCGCCGGACCUGCCUCCCACGAUGGACUGAUGGACGGAGACGCGCUGCUGUUGGAGAAACACAGCUGCUGCCCAGCAGUACAGACCCUCUCCUGCUCUUAAUGUAACGAUGGAGUCCGUCCUCAGCCCGCUGCCACAGUUCCCAGAGAACUCCUAUAAAAUGACUGAGGAGGACGUGAAGAGGCUGAUUGAGUUCAGGGCGUCCAACGAGGCUCUGUUCACAGGGAAGAGAAACUCUGCGAAGAUCGCAUGGAGCACCAUCUUAAAAGGCCUCGGACUUGAAGGGAAGUUGACAGCAGACCAGAUCGCCAAAAAAUGGGACAACCUGCGGACAAAAUACAAGGACCUGAAGCAGCCCUACCAGGGCCAGGACAACAUCGGGGGGGUCGUAGAGUCGUGGCCCUGGUUCCACAUCAUGGAUGAAGCCAUGCAGGGUCGCCUCUAUAACAGCAACCUGGUGCUGAGCCCAGAGACCGCCGGCAACGCCAUUCACCGCUGCAACAGUCAGCAAAACCAGAACCAGGAAAACACUGACAUCCUGGAGUUCCUCAUCAAAACUGAGAUGGAAGACACAGUAGCAGCGGAAACCACAGAGGAUGAUGGGACGGUUCACACGGAGGCUCGUCCCGCUGAGGGAGUCCCCAUGGGCUGGAGGAGGAUGACAGAGUGCUCCUAUAAAAUGACCGAACCAGAAACAGAGAGAAUGAUCAAACUUCGAGCUGCGAACGAGGCGCUCUUCACCGGCAGGAAACAUUCGGCCAAACCAGCCUGGAGAGCCAUCCUGUAUGAGCUGGGUCUUCAGGGGAAGCUGACCACAGACCAGCUGGCGAAGAAGUGGGACAACCUGAAGAGAAGAUACAAGGAGCUGAAGUUUCCCGCUCGAGGCGUGGAGACAAACCCGAGCUCCUGGCCCUGGUUCUACCGAAUGAACGACGCCAUGGAGGGACGCUUCGCUGGAGCGGCACCCAUCCUCACGCCCAUCGUGGAGGACGAAGACGAGGACUGCGAGCAGCUGUCGCCGACGCCCAAAAAACGAGCCCGUCGGAGCCGAGGGGGAAUGGCCGAGUUCCUGACGGAGUCGGAGAUGGACCUGCUGGUUGAUAAUGAAGAGAAGAACGGGUCAUCGGCGCUGGGAGAUCUGCACCGGAUGGCCGAGCUCACCUACAAAUUGACGGAGGAAGACACCAGGCGACUAAUUGAGUUACGAGCUGCUAACGAGUCUCUGUUUACUGGGAGGAGAAACACUGCCAAGCCUGCCUGGAGGGGGAUAGUGAAGGAGAUGGGCCUGACGGGGAAGAUCACACCUGACCAGGUCGCCAAGAAAUGGGACAACCUGAAGACCAAAUUCAAGGACCUGAAGUUUCCUCCUCGGGGGAUGGAGGGCCAGACUAACCCCGCCUCCUGGCCCUGGUUCCAGCUGAUGAGCGAUGCUCUGGAGGGACGACUGGCGGCCAAAGCUCCAAGAGUGACGCCCAUCUGGAGCAGCGAGGAGGACGGUGUGUUCGGCUCAUCUCCGCCUCCCGACAGAGACUGUCUGAUGGCAGAGAGGAGCAGCGUGUCGGAGCUGGAGAGCAUGGUUGGGGGAGAUAACGCCGAGGCUGAUGGGAAUGUAAUGUACAUCGAUGCCAGUGGAGAGGAGUGUUCAACGCCCUCAGACCUCUCCUACAAAAUGACGGAUCAGGACACCAGGAGGAUGAUUAAACUUCGAGCCGCCAAUGAAGCGUUGUUCACAGGGAGGAGAAACGCCGCCAAGGCUGCCUGGAAGGCGAUCCUGAAGGAGCUCGGGCUGCAGGGAAAAGUCUCAACGUACCAGAUGGCAAAGAAGUGGGACAAUCUGAAGAGGAGAUACAAGGAUCUGAAGUACCCUCCUGUGGGCAUGGAGAGCACAGCAGACGGCACCUCCUCCUGGCCGUGGUUCCACCUGAUGAAUGAAGCCAUGGAAGGCCGCCUGGCGAGCAGCGCCCCCCUCCUCGCCCCCGUCACUCAAGAAGACGAGCAGCAACCCGACCCCGCCCCCAGACACCGGUCCCGCACUGCCCCUCCCCCGCCCCCCUCAUCCUCCACGGACUACAGACAGGAGGCGUUCGUUGGAGACGCCGAGCAAAACCAGCGCAGCUCGGAGGCGUGCGACGGGCCGCUGGGAGGACUGGAGAGGGAGUGGGAGAUAGUGGAGAGGGAGAGGGCGGCGCUGGAGCGAGAGAGGGAGAUGGUGGAGCGAGAUAGGGCGUCUGUGGAGAGAGAGAGGGCGGGGGUGCAGGCGGAGAGGCUGUGGCUGGAGAGGGAGAGGGCGGCGGUAGAACGGGACAGAGCAAUGGUGGAGCAGGAGAGGGCGACGCUGGGCAGAGAGAGGGAGGUGCUGGACCAGAGAGCGUUGAUGCUGAACUCUGUAGGACACUCUGGACACCUCAACGCCCUCAUGUAGACCAGCAUGCUCCAGGGACGUAGACCGUGCCUGUAGAGACACCCUGGUCUGUGGUGGAGGUCUGGACCGUCUGGCUGGAGGAGACGUAGACCUGCUACACCUCAGUGGUCCAGUCAUGUUCGGAUGUAGACACGCUGGCUGUUGGUCUUCCACACAGAGCCGGUCCUCGCUGGGUGAGUGGUGCUGGAGAGAUGCACCACCCGGGGACGGAGACGUUUAACAGGAGGGCUGCACAAUUAAUACUUUAAUCAUCUCAGUCACCAGGUAGAUUCUUCCUGCCUCACUUAUUUCAGACUUUUGAUUCUGAAGAAAUUAAAACAAUUUUUCUUCGCUUGAAAA
Acanthopagrus latus (yellowfin seabream) is the source of this 3045-nucleotide messenger RNA. RefSeq lists its product as uncharacterized. The transcript has 14 exons. The record is from RefSeq and is a predicted model, not a curated record. Bases 394 to 2706 code for a protein of 770 amino acids. Lineage: Eukaryota; Metazoa; Chordata; Actinopteri; Spariformes; Sparidae.